AUGACCACACAGGGCCAUAGUAAAAAGCGAAUUUGUUAUUACUACGAUGGGGAUAUUGGCAAUUACUAUUAUGGUCAGGGACAUCCAAUGAAACCCCACCGUAUUCGAAUGACCCAUAAUCUCAUCCUGAAUUAUGGCCUCUAUAGAAAAAUGGAAAUAUAUCGGCCACACAAGGCAAUCCAGGAUGAAAUGACCAAAUUUCACAGUGAUGACUAUAUCAAAUUUUUACGAAGCAUUCGACCUGACAACAUGUCUGAAUACAAUAAACAGAUGCAGCGAUUCAAUGUUGGAGAAGAUUGUCCUGUCUUUGAUGGAAUGUAUGAAUUUUGCCAACUUUCAACUGGUGGUUCAGUUGCUGGGGCUGUAAAAUUAAACAAACAAGCUGCCGAUAUUGCUAUUAAUUGGGCAGGAGGAUUACAUCAUGCGAAAAAGUCUGAAGCUUCUGGUUUCUGUUACGUCAAUGACAUUGUUUUGGCCAUUUUGGAAUUGCUGAAAUACCAUCAGAGAGUCCUGUAUGCUGAUAUUGACAUUCAUCAUGGUGAUGGUGUUGAAGAAGCCUUUUAUACUACAGACAGAGUUAUGACUGUCUCCUUCCACAAAUAUGGCGAAUACUUCCCAGGAACAGGAGACCUCAGGGAUAUUGGUGCUGGUAAGGGCAAAUAUUAUGCUGUUAAUUUUCCACUCAGAGAUGGAAUUGAUGAUGAAUCAUAUGAAUCUAUUUUCAAACCAGUCAUCAAUAAAGUAAUGGAAAUGUACCAACCAAGUGCCAUUGUUCUCCAGUGUGGAGCCGAUUCUCUCUCAGGAGAUCGACUCGGUUGUUUCAAUUUAACCCUCAAAGGUCAUGGUAAAUGUGUGGAAUUCAUGAAACAAUGGAACUUGCCAUUGUUGAUGUUGGGAGGUGGGGGUUAUACUAUCCGGAAUGUUGCCCGUUGUUGGACCCAUGAAACUUCCAUUGCUCUCAAUUGUGAAAUUGCAAAUGAAUUGCCCUACAAUGAUUAUUUUGAAUAUUAUGGGCCAGACUUUAAACUUCACAUUAGUCCUUCAAACAUGGCAAAUCAAAACACAGCGGAAUAUCUGGAGAAAAUUAAAUCUCGUUUGUAUGAAAAUUUGCGUAUGCUUCCACAUGCACCUGGUGUACAAAUGCAAGCAAUUCCAGAUGAUGCUGUUAAUGAGGAUAGUGAAGAUGAAGACAAAGAAAAUCCAGAUGAAAGAAUUUCUAUUCGUGCCAGUGACAAAAGAAUUGUAAGGGAUGAAGAAUUAUCAGACAGUGAAGAUGAAGGAGAAGGACGUAGAGACAGGAUGAAUUAUAAACCAAAGGCCAAACGCCCACGCACAGAAGACGAACGAAAAGAGGAUAUGGAAUUAACCAAAUCAGAGUCCAUGUCAACUGAUGGUAGAGAUGGAGAUACUAAUAGAAUGGAACAUUGA
Messenger RNA from Acanthosepion pharaonis, 1428 nucleotides. The record is from the annotation of a GenBank genome assembly. NCBI's taxonomy places the organism in Eukaryota, Metazoa, Mollusca, Cephalopoda, Sepiida, Sepiidae.